This is a messenger RNA of Coniophora puteana RWD-64-598 SS2, 3959 nucleotides long. RefSeq lists its product as uncharacterized. The record is from RefSeq and is a predicted model, not a curated record. Lineage: Eukaryota; Fungi; Basidiomycota; Agaricomycetes; Boletales; Coniophoraceae. The transcript is spliced from 13 exons. Bases 8 to 3649 code for a protein of 1213 amino acids. Gene Ontology annotation, cellular component: U2 snRNP; nucleus. Gene Ontology annotation, molecular function: U2 snRNA binding; protein binding. Gene Ontology annotation, biological process: mRNA splicing, via spliceosome.
GUCGAGGAUGCAUCUCUACAACCUCACUCUCCAGCCACCGACGGCGGUCGCUCAGGCCAUCGUUGGGAAUUUCUCGGGCGCAAGGACACAGGAGAUAAUUGUCUCUCAUGGCACUCGACUUGAGCUCCUCCGACCGGACGUGCAGACUGGCAAGCUCUCUACCGUCAUAGCCUCGGACGUGUUUGGGUCCAUUCGAUCUCUCGCAGCCUUUCGUCUGACUGGCAGCACCAAGGACUAUGCCAUAGUAGGCUCUGAUUCGGGUCGCAUUGUAAUCCUCGAUUAUGACCCGAAAACUAGCAGCUUCGUCAAGCUCCACCAGGAGACGUUUGGCAAGUCCGGCGCGCGUCGUAUCGUUCCUGGCCAGUAUCUUGCGACGGAUCCCAAAGGGCGUAGUGUUAUGAUCUCAGCCAUGGAAAAAGCCAAGCUUGUGUACAUUCUCAACCGGGACGCCGCUGCAAACUUGACGAUCUCUUCUCCCCUGGAAGCACACAAAAGUUCUGCUAUCAUCCACCACAUUGUGGGUCUGGAUGUUGGCUUUGAGAAUCCACUGUUUGCAGCUCUUGAGGUGGACUAUGCUGAGGCUGACCAGGAUCCCACUGGCGAAGCAGCUCAAAAUGCUGAAAAGAUGCUCACAUACUACGAACUUGACUUGGGUCUGAAUCACGUUGUGCGAAAAUGGAGCGAGCCCACAGAUCCACGGGCAAACUUGUUGGUCCAGGUUCCAGGUGGCCAAGUUGCAUCCUCUGAACGUUUCGAUGGACCCUCAGGUGUUCUUGUGUGCUGCGAAGACCACAUCAUCUAUAGACAUAUGGACAAGCCUCAACAUCGCGUCCCAAUACCUCGGCGCAGUCACCCGCUGGAGGAUCCAAAACGCGGUGUGAUCAUUGUAGCCGCUGUUAUGCACAAAAUGAAGGGUGCUUUCUUCUUCCUCCUUCAAAGUGAGGAUGGUGACCUGUUCAAAGUCACCAUUGAUCACGAUGAAGAUGAGGUCAAGUCACUUAAAAUCAAGUACUUCGAUACAGUUCCUGUGGCAUCGAGUCUUUGCAUUUUGAAGUCUGGCUUCUUGUUCGUUGCGUCCGAGUUUGGCAACCAUUAUUUGUAUCAAUUUCAAAAGUUGGGCGACGACGAUGACGAACCAGAAUUUAGUUCGACUUCGUUCCCUUCAUUCGGCAUGGCUGAAUCCUUCAUACCUCUUCCCCAUGCACACUUCCGUCCACGGGGGCUGGACAAUCUCGCUCUCGCUGAUGAAAUCGAGUCUCUAGACCCGAUUUUAGAUGCCAAAGUCAUGAACAUUCUUCCGAACUCUGAUACCCCACAGAUCUUUACGGCUUGUGGUCGCGGUUCGCGGAGUACAUUCCGCAUGCUGCGGCAUGGUCUGGAAGUAGAAGAGUCGGUCAGUUCUGAGCUACCUGGUAUUCCCAAUGCUGUGUGGACGACAAAACGAACUGAAGACGACCCGUACGAUUCCUACAUCAUUCUUUCUUUCGUGAACGGUACUCUUGUGCUUUCAAUUGGGGAAACUAUUGAGGAAGUGCAAGACACAGGCUUCUUGUCGUCCGCACCAACCCUAGCAGUUCAACAAAUAGGCUCAGAUGCCUUGCUUCAGGUACACCCACAAGGCAUUCGCCACGUCCUUUCAGAUAGGCGGGUGAACGAGUGGCGGGUGCCUCAGGGCAAAACCAUUGUCUGCGCAACUACCAACAAGCGUCAGGUGGUCGUCGCUCUCAGCUCUGCCGAGCUUGUUUACUUCGAGCUGGAUCUGGAUGGUCAACUCAACGAGUACCAAGAUUGGAAGGCAAUGGGCUCCACGGUGCUGGCUCUCAGCGUCGGGGAAGUUCCGGAAGGCCGACAACGUACACCCUACUUGGCUGUCGGAUGCGAAGACCAAACUGUCCGCAUCAUCUCGCUGGACCCUGAGAGCACAUUGGAGACGAUCAGUCUUCAGGCUCUGACUGCCCCUCCAUCGGCCAUCUGUAUCGCUGACAUGCUGGAUGCUAGUAUCAACAAGAGCCAACCGACCAUGUUCGUGAACAUUGGUUUGCAAAAUGGUGUUCUGCUGCGAACAGUUCUCGAUCCCAUCAAUGGUCAGCUUACUGACACUCGCACUCGUUUCCUAGGCACGCGACCUAUCCGAUUGGUUCGUGUCACCGUGCAGAAAAACCCUGGCAUUCUCGCUCUGUCGUCACGGUCAUGGCUCAACUACACGCACCAAAGUCUCAUGCACUUCACUCCUCUCAUCUUUGAGAACCUCGAUUAUGCAUGGAGCUUCUCGGCGGAGUUGAGCCCCGAGGGUCUCAUUGGCAUUACGGGCAGCGUUCUUCGGAUUUUCCAGAUUCCGAAGCUCGGUAUGAAACUGAAGCAAGACGCUGUCCCACUGUCGUACACGCCUCGCAAGUUCGUCUCCCACCCUGCAAACCAGUAUCUCUACCUCAUUCAAGGAGACCAUCGGGUGAUGAGCGAAUCUGCGGCCGAGAAAAAGCUCCAGGAGAUGCGUACGAAAGGCCAGAAAGUUGAUGAGGAGAUACUCCAACUUCCUGUGGAGGUAUUCGGUCGCCCAAAGGCACCCGCUGGAACUUGGGCAUCGGCUAUUUGUAUCAUUGAUCCUAUCGAGGCUAGGACGAUCCACACCGUUGAACUCGACAACAAUGAGUCUGCCUUCUCAGUCGCUGUAGUACCGUUUGCUGCCCGUGACAAUGAGCUCCAUCUUGUCGUUGGGACCGCAGCAGAUACUCUCCUGACACCGCGGUCGUGUCGAAGUGGUUACCUGCGAACAUACCGGUUUACCGACGAGGGCCGAAGUUUAGAGCUUUUACACAAGACUGAGACUGAUGAUGUUCCCCUUGCUGUAAUGGCGUUUCAAGGACGACUCAUCGCAGGAGUAGGCAAGUCGCUUAGGUUGUACGAGAUAGGCAAGAAAAAGCUGCUGAGGAAGGCCGAGAACAAGUCUUUCGCAAGCGCCAUUGUCACACUCAAUACCCAGGGCUCUCGCAUUAUUGUUGGUGAUAUGCAGGAAUCCGUUCACUUUGCUGCCUACAAAGCACCAGAGAACCGGCUGCUAAUCUUCGCAGACGACAUGCAGCCUCGCUGGGUCACAGCUUUGACUAUGGUGGAUUACACCACUAUCGCUGUUGGCGACCGCUUCGGAAACGUGUUCAUAAAUCGCCUCGACAUGAGAGUCUCCGAUCAAGUCGACGAUGACCCCACUGGCGCAGGCAUUCUUCAUGAGAAGGGUCAGCUGUCGGGUGCACCCCACAAGACCAAGCUACUCUGCCAUUUCCACGUUGGCGACCUGAUCACGUCGAUCCACAAGGUGUCUUUGGUCGCCGGGGGUCGUGAAGUACUCCUUUACACAGGAAUCCACGGAACCAUCGGUAUUCUGGUUCCAUUUGUGUCGAAGGAAGACGUGGACUUCAUCUCAACGCUCGAGCAACACAUGCGGAGCGAGCAGAGUAGUCUUGUCGGCCGGGACCAGCUGAGCUGGCGUGGAUACUACACGCCUGUCAAAGCAGUAGUGGACGGAGACCUGUGCGAGGCGUUCGCACGGCUGACGGGCUCGAAGCAGAGCGCGAUCGCCGGCGAGCUGGAUCGGACGGUCGGGGAGGUACUCAAGAAGCUGGAACAGCUCCGGGUGACGAGCAGUGGAUUCUAAAUAGACUAGUUGAUCAACCUACGAUGCGUAUCUGUUAUUGCAAGAGCUUAUAUAUAAUGACUGUAUUUCUAUUCCCCCCAGAACGAUAUGCAAACUUGGACAAAAUUUGAACGUUCACUAUUACUUAAGGGUUCAAACGCUCGAACGUCCUGGCCAUGGCCAUGCUAGUUCGGGGGCGAUUCAUCGAUCAUCGAGCAUACCAAGUAAUUAUGAUGUUCGGGCCAGGAAUCGCCUCGUGAUGUCAUGCCGACUUCCGAAUCGCGUCCCGCUGUUCGUAUAACCACAAACAGCUGAAGGAUUUUGUUCACAU